GUGAACCUCCUCCCUCCCUGAUGGUGUUCAAACUGGCUGCAGCCUGCAGCAGCUCACACACACUCACACACACUCACACACACACUCUCAGCUCCCAUUGAACGGUGGACAGUCCAGGUGUUGUGUUGUUGUUGUGUUGGAGCUCCAGGCAGCAGGCAGACAGACAUGUUACCAAAGACACGUCUGGGGAAGCGUUCUCCUCUCGGGGCGCUGGUGAGCUCCACCUGCCCGGCAGCAGGCCAGGUGACGGGUGACACCGGCGUCACCAUGGAAACAGCAGCAGGACAUCUGACAGCCAGCAGAGUCAAAGGUCACCCCGGGCUGAAGGUGUACUUUCAGUGUGGAGGAGCAGGUGAAGCUUCAGGUGUGAUCGAUCAGCCUGACCUCAUGCAGAGUGACGCUUCUGUCUGGCCUUCAUCUCAUCUCUCCUCCUGCAGCAGAUCUGUCUCCUCCUGCAUCGACGUCCCCAGAAGUCAGAGGAGUCCACACGAGGUGGACAUGGACGAGCUGAUGGCAGCGAUGGUUCUCAGCAGUUUGUCCUGCAGCCCUCUGCUGCACAGCCCCGCCCACCAGGACACCACAGCUCCUCUGAUGGACUGUGGCGGUGGCGAGCUCUGUGGCGGCGGCGAGCUCUCUGACGGCGGCAGCAGCGGUUACUGGAGCAUCGGCCACGGCAACGGCAGCCCGGCUCCCUCUCCACCAAUCGCGGAUGCCACUGUCAGCCCGACCACGCCCUCUGAUGAAGGGCUGGACAUGGAGCUGGAGCAGGUGCUGUUCGAUGAGCCGGCGCCGCGGAGACGAAGGAACUCGGUGAAGGCGGCGUACAGGUGUCUGUGGCCGAGCUGCGGGAAGGUCCUGACGUCAGUGGUGGGAAUCAAACGUCACAUCCGGACAACACACCUGUGCCGCGGCGGAGAACACGAGCGUUGUUCUCGCAGCGAGGAGGAUUUCUACUACACUGAGAUCAGCCAAUGGGAGGAGCAGCAGCAGUCUCCUCCCCUUCCUCUCCUCUGCAGCCCCGCCCCCACCUCCCCCACCUCCUCCUCCCCCUCCUCACCUCCCAGCCCUCCUCCUCCCUCCCCUCCCUCCCCACCGUCUUCCCCGUCUCCAACCUGCAGCGCUCUGAGUCGCUCCGCCCCCUCCUCCUCAGGCGCCUCUUGGCAGGUCCAAUCAGAGCACUCCUACCAGGCUCCACCCCCCAGUCAUGUGACAUCAGCAGCAGCACCGUUGAACACACCCACCUGUCGUCCGAUGGCUCCGCCCACCAGCUGCCUCAGACAGGGUUUGGCGUUUCGGGUGCGUUCGGUCAGCGUAGGCGAGCAGUGGCUGCAGCAUCAGAGCGUCUCCUGCAGGAGGAUUCGAGGUGAAGCCAAAAAAUGCCGGAAGGUGUACGGCAUCGAGCACCGAGACCAGUGGUGCACGGCCUGCCGCUGGAAGAAAGCCUGCCAACGCUUCCUGGACUGAAGGAGGAAGAGCGAGCGGAAGAGGAGGAGAGGAGGAGGACUGAGGCAGGCUGAGGCCUUCAGCUCACCUGCUGGAUGUUUUAUAUUCUCUGACAGCAGAAAUAUGUGUUGUUUUAUACUCUUUCUACAUUUUCUAUACAUGUCUUUUUUAUUUGGAAUGUAUUUGUAGAAGGUGUUUGUAGACGUCCUGUCAGUUUGAGGCAGCUACGAUGUGACCUUUGACCUUUGAGGCAGCUGAGCGAGUCCGUGUCAGGACCUGUACGUUACAAAUGGACCCAGUAACCGUGGCAACACUCGGCUCAGAGCUGAUGCUGCUCUGAUGAAUGUUCAGGCUCAGCUGGGUGACACUGGGCUCAAUCUUUCUCAUGAAGCUGGUUCAGGUUCAGAUGCUGCCGCCUCACAUCACAUUUAUGGAGUCACCACUUCUACGGGAUCCCAGCAAGGCCAAAAAUACUUAACUCCCAUGUAAAGGAACAGUUCGCCCAAAACUGUAAACCAGUCAUCCUGUCCUGAAGCAGCUGGAGAUUUGAUUUAAAACAGAGAAACAAACAUCAGAUGUCUCACAGUCUGAACGAGAGCAGCGUGAACGAACAGGAAGCUGACGGCCUCUCAGGGCUGCGCUGAACGACGUGAGGCAGCUUCGUGAUUUAAACUCAACAUGUAAAUAAAAAGCUUCCCUCCGGACCGGACAGGAAGACGCACAGGUGUUCUCACUGAGCUCAGAGGGAGCUAACGCUAACACUAGCGCUCUGAUGACUCACAGCAGGAUCGAGUCGUGGAAAUCGCUGCUCGCGGUGCUAAAAGAGGUCAGACUCAGAGUACUGAGGACUGAAACUGCCAAACUCAAGCAUCUGUCAGUUAAUCAAUAAAUGGCUCAAUUCAUAAUAUGCACCAAAUAUUAAAUUAAAAAUAAAUUCAGGCAUUCAUUUAUAAAAUGUAUUAAAUUGAUACUUAUCUAUUAAUCUGCUCAGUCUGCCCAUUUAACAUCAAAACUUUUAAUUGAUGUAUUCACUUUUAUAUUUAUUUCAUUACGGAUUUAUUUCUGUAUUAUUUGCUUUGAAUUUUACAAAAUAGUUCAUAAAUAAAUGCAGAAAGAAAUAUUAAUGAAUAUAAAUUAAAGUACUAAAACAGAUGGGAACAUCAGUAAAUAUGGGAAAUAACACAAAGUAGGCAAACAGAAAAAAAUCACUUUGUCACAUUUUAUAAAUAAAUUAAUGCCUCCUUUAAUUUUUAGUGAUUUUGGUGACAUUUAAUGAAAUUUAUGUAUUCAUGUAUUUUCUGAGCUGUGUAAUUAUUUAGUAGUUUGGCAGUUUCUCCGUUCAGGAGCAGCUUUGGACCCCGACUAACACCACAUCUGCUGCCUGUAUUAUAGUCUGUAAUAAGCAGCUUUAAGGUGCCAAACAGGUGGACAUCAGUCGGUCGGCUCUGGGCUCUAAAGGCAGCGAUGGUGUGCCAGGCUCCAUAAACUGCUCCCACACACUGAACCCAGGUUUACUUUACCGCCAUUUAUCGUAUCAGGCAUCAACAUCGUCUCAUCUCACCUAAACGAAACAUAUCUUCACUGUAAAUAUCAUCACAGAGUUCGUCCUCGUUCAUUUCCCAUCAGCCACCAUUCUUCAUACGACCUUCAGUUCAGUUGUUAAAUGUCUGGAAGCAGAAGCCAUUUCCACUCGUCCCUGUGGAAACCACAUGCAGUAUUGAUGAAGACAUAUGUUUAAUUAUAGAAACACAAUGUUUUACACUGAGUCAUAUAUAUUUUAUAAUAUCUGUAGAAAUACAGAUUAUUAACAUCAGAGCACAGUGACGAGGACGACUCCUCCUGAAGCCUUUAAACUUUCUGAUGUUUCAACCAUUUCUUUGCAGUAAACUGAGAAUAAGGUUCUUGUAUUUAUAUUCUCUGUACGUCCUGUUUGUUUCUGAGCAAAAGAAGUAAAUGUUGAU
Acanthopagrus latus (yellowfin seabream) is the source of this 3404-nucleotide messenger RNA. RefSeq names its product zinc finger protein 395-like. The record is from RefSeq and is a predicted model, not a curated record. Gene Ontology annotation, cellular component: nucleus. Lineage: Eukaryota; Metazoa; Chordata; Actinopteri; Spariformes; Sparidae. The coding region runs from base 166 to 1464 and encodes 432 amino acids. Gene Ontology annotation, biological process: regulation of transcription by RNA polymerase II. The transcript is spliced from 10 exons. Gene Ontology annotation, molecular function: DNA-binding transcription factor activity; RNA polymerase II cis-regulatory region sequence-specific DNA binding.